GUUUUUUAUUGAAGGAUUCAAAGGGUGUGGUUCCGUGUAGGGUUUUCCUCCGGUUCGGUCACUUCCUUACAAAUCUCUAUCUCCUCUGCAACAAUGGACGAUCCGGACAUAUUUGGUGAUGAUAUAGAUUAUGAGGUUAGUGGUUGUAAAAAAUUAAAUGUAAAGGUUGAUGAAGGCCACGUUAUGCGUCUUUCAAAGGCUUGUCUCCUAGACAAUACGGAGAAAAUAGACGUGGCUGUUUGUUUGCAAAUCAGUGUUGAAGGCAAACAACAUGUUAUUGGACACCUGAACCCUCUUAGCCGGACCCAACAAGAUUUGGCCUUGACGAUUCACAAGGACUUCAAAAUAUUUCACACUUGGAGUAAUGGCAUUGUCUGCUUCUCUGGAUACCAAAUGUUGAUGAUAAUGAAGAGGAAUGGCCAACAAAGAAGGUACUCUGGUAUGGUUUGUUUUGAUGUUGCAUCGCAUCUUCAAUUUGGGGAUUCCAGCGACCUCUUGACUGUUCCUAUUUUGAUCUGGAAGAAAACGCGAAGGGAAAGGGAAAGGCAGAUCGGAGAUAGAACAACAAUAGGUGGGGGCAUUUGGGUUGCUAUGAAGCCAACGAUAAACACAAGGAAAAUGGGAGGGGGUUGUUGCCCUCCUGAUAGCCGAAAACCCCCACCUCUGGUGGAGGGUUUCUCGAUUAAUACUGAAGAAGAAGAAGAGAGACAGUAA
This is a messenger RNA of Lactuca virosa, 714 nucleotides long. Lineage: Eukaryota; Viridiplantae; Streptophyta; Magnoliopsida; Asterales; Asteraceae. The record is from the annotation of a GenBank genome assembly.